This is a messenger RNA of Vollenhovia emeryi, 688 nucleotides long. RefSeq lists its product as uncharacterized. The record is from RefSeq and is a predicted model, not a curated record. Gene Ontology annotation, molecular function: nucleic acid binding. The transcript has a single exon. Bases 85 to 549 code for a protein of 154 amino acids. Lineage: Eukaryota; Metazoa; Arthropoda; Insecta; Hymenoptera; Formicidae.
GCAGUCAAUGAUAAUUUCAUUUCACAGAUACUUUUCUCUGAUGAAUCAAAUUUUACGAAUCGUGGUCAAGUGAAUCGACAUAAUAUGCAUUAUUGGUCAGUGGAGAAUCCCCAUUGGUUAAGGCAAGUUGAACAUCAACGCCCGUGGAAUGUUUGGUGCGGUAUUUUAGGUACUCAGGUAAUUGGCCCAUACUUCAUAGAAGGUAAUCUGAAUGGUCAAAUGUACAGCGACUUUUUAGAUAAUGUUUUACCCAUACUAAUGGAAGAUGUUCCACUUCAAACAAGAAUGGAUAUGUGGUUUCAACACAAUGGAUGCCCAGCGCAUUAUUCACGAAUAUCUCAAGAAGUUUUGAAUCGAAACUAUCCGGGUCGAUGGAUUGGACGAGGAGGUCCUCAAAAUUGGCCCGCACGUUCACCCGAUUUGACUUCUGCCGAUUUUUUCCUGUGGGGAAAGCUAAAAGAGAGAGUUUACAUGUACCAACAACCCCAGAAAAUAUGCAGCAGCGAAUUAUCAAUGAAUGUGCAAACAUUAGCGCAGAGACACUUAUAAAUGUCGGAUUGUCUUUCAGACACAGAGUUGCAAUGUGCAUUAGAAACAACGGACAUCAUUUCGAACAUUUACUUCAAUGAAACACUUGUGAGAGGCAAGGGGACUCAAAGUAAUCAAGCACCCCGAGAUAGUGAGAGGC